Molecule: messenger RNA, 2437 nt
Organism: Hevea brasiliensis (rubber tree)
Lineage: Eukaryota; Viridiplantae; Streptophyta; Magnoliopsida; Malpighiales; Euphorbiaceae
Product: proton pump-interactor 1
Exons: 7
Coding region: 196-2151 (651 amino acids)
Source: RefSeq, a predicted model, not a curated record
UAAAAAGAAAGUGAAACAGUUAAAAAGAGAGACAGAGGAGGGUGUGAGAGAGAGUUUGAGAUCUGAUCCAUUCUGUUUGGUUUUUGCCAAAACUCGAAACUUGGGGGCCCUUUCUCAAGAGGGUCUUCUCUUUCUGCUUCCCUUCCUUUCUUUCUCUGGUUUUUUCAUUUUUAAGCCUGGUCUUUGCACAGAAGGAUGGGCGUGGAGGUUGUGGUAUCUGAGAUGGUUCAAGUACCUGUUGAGACUGUCGUUGAAUUAGAUAAUUCAUUUAUGCAUGAGAAGGAAAAUGGAAAACUGGAUAAGGAAUCUGGGAUUAAAGAAACUAUAAAUUUUGGUUCACAUGAGGAGGAGCCAGCUAUACAAGAAGGGGAUGAGGUUGCAGAUUCCAAGUUCCCAAAAGAUGCUGUUGAUGAGUGGCCUGCUCCAAAGCAGAUCUAUACGUUUUAUUUUGUCAGAUACCGACCAUUUGAUGAUCCAAAAAUAAAAUCCAAAAUUGACCAAUUUGACAGGGAGAUUCAGAAGAGCAGUCAAUCUCGUUUUCAGAUUACUGAAGAAUUGAAAGCAAAGAGGUCAGAGCGUUCAGAAUUGAUGGAACAAUUGAGGGCUCUAAGAAAUGAGAAUGAACAGUACAGAACAAUUUUUGAUGAGAAGAAAAAGGAAAUAGAACCUCUGCAGCAGGCACUGGGAAAGCUACGCAACACAAACAAUCCAGGUCGUAGUGGUCUAUGUUCAUCUGAGGAAGAGCUUAAUGAUCUUAUAUACAGUUUGCAAUAUCGCAUACAACAUGAGAGCAUCCCAUUAACUGAGGAGAAGCAAAUACUUAGAGAAAUCAAACAGCUUGAGGGGACAAGGGAAAAAGUAAUUGCUAAUGCUGCUAUGAGAGCAAAGAUUCAGGAUUCAUUGGGCCAGAAAGAAGCUAUUCAAGACCAGGUCAAACUUAUGGGCGUGGAUUUGGAUGGAGUUAAAAAAGAGCAGCAGGCAGUUAGGGGAAAAAUUACCCAACUCAGGGAAAAAGUGAAGGGAUUAGAAGCUGAAAUCAAGUCUUUACAGGAUGAUCUGACAGCUGUGACAGAGAAGAGGGACAAAGCAUUUGAGAAUAUCAAGUCAUUAAGGCAACAACGUGAUGAAGGGAAUGUUCACUUCUAUAAUAGCCGCAAGGCCAUGACUGAAGCUAAAGACCUUGCUGCCAAGAAAGAUAUAAAGGCUCUUGAGAAUCUUUGCUAUGAAGAGGUUGAGAAAUUUAUGUCCCUCUGGAACAACAACAAGGCCUUUAGGGAUGAUUAUGAGAAAAGAAUUUUGCCAUCGCUUGACAGUCGACAGUUGAGCAGAGAUGGACGAAUCAGAAACCCUGAUGAGAAGCCAUUGGUGGUAUUGGAGACAACAGUACCCCCUGAGCAGGAGCCAGUGGCAAAAGCUAAUAUAAAACGAGCGAAGGAAGAACCAAAAUCCACUCAACAAAUGGAUAAUUUGCCCACCCAGAAUGUCCAGAAAGAAUCAAGCAAGACAGAUUCAAAGGCCACUUCAGAGCAUGUUAUUGUGUCUGAAGAGAUCUCUGGGUUAAAAAAGCAGCAAAAUAAUCCUCCUGCAAAGCAGGAAAUAGAUGAAGCAAAAUUGAAGGAGCUUAAAAGAGAAGAAGAGAUGGCAAAAGCUAAACAAGCCUUGGAAAGGAAGAAGAAAUUGGCUGAUAAAGCUGCAGCUAAAGCCGCUAUAAGAGCUCAAAAGGAAGCUGAAAAGAAGCUUAAGGAAAUUAUUACUUUAUUCCUUUGUUCUGAUAAUUACUUGCUACAUACCAUUUGGUUGAUUUUGAAUCUUAAACAUUUAUUUGAUUUUUGCUUACAGGAGCGUGAAAAGAAAUUGAAGAAGAAAGCUGCAGCAUCUGGACCUUCGGUUGAACCUGAGGAUCCAGCUGAAGAAGUUGCAGAGGCAGCAGACACUGAGAAGGUGCAAGUGCAUGAUGAGCCUCCUGCUUCAGUGAAGGGAAAAGUUAAGAAGGAGAACAGCGUCAGGCACAGGACUCGGCCAAGGGGCCCAGAUUCACUUUCAAAAGCUAUCCUGAGGAGGAAAAAGUCGACCAACUAUUGGAUGUGGGCUGCUGCUGCUGCUUCGCUACUUCUUGUGCUUGUAGCUCUGGGAUGCUACUAUCUUCUGUGAAGAAUUUAAACUAGGAUUAAGCAGAAGAGUUGUGGACAAUUUUCUGCUUGAUGAGCGUGCGAGUGGGUAGGUUUGUAGUAGCAGGAAUUAAGACAUUUUUUGUUCGUUGCAUCCUGUGGUGGAUGGACUGAAAGCUCAUAAUGUUGGUGGUAGUAGUAGUUCAGGCAGUUAAAAAAUAUUUAUCUGGGAAGAAUUUGAUAUUCAUUUGGUUUGUUUUUAUAUCCUUCCAAAUUUUGACUUUGUUAACUUUGAUGAAUGUUAAUUUAAGCCUUUGCCUUAUUUGGCA